This is a messenger RNA of Siniperca chuatsi (mandarin fish), 3926 nucleotides long. Its product is annotated as lecithin retinol acyltransferase-like. Bases 1169 to 1894 code for a protein of 241 amino acids. The record is from RefSeq and is a predicted model, not a curated record. The transcript is spliced from 2 exons. Gene Ontology annotation, biological process: retinol metabolic process. NCBI's taxonomy places the organism in Eukaryota, Metazoa, Chordata, Actinopteri, Centrarchiformes, Sinipercidae. Gene Ontology annotation, molecular function: phosphatidylcholine-retinol O-acyltransferase activity.
UCAGCCUCACCUGUCUCAGCUCACCUGUCUCAGCCUUACCUGUCUCCCCUCACCUGUCUCAGCCUCACCUGUCUCAGCUCACCUGUCUCACCUCACCUGUCUCAGCCUCACCUGUCUCAGCUCACCUGUCUCAGCUUCACCUGUCUCAGCUCACCUGUCUCAGCUCACCUGUUCCCCCUGACCUGUCUCCCCUCACCUGUCUCAGCUCACCUGUCUCACCUCACCUGUCUCAGCCUCACCUGUCUCCCCUCACCUGUCUCAGCUCACCUGUCUCAGCCUCACCUGUCUCAGCUUCACCUGUCUCAGCUCACCUGUCUCAGCUCACCUGUUCCCCCUGACCUGUCUCCCCUCACCUGUCUCAGCUCACCUGUCUCAGCUCACCUGUCUCACCUCACCUGUCUCAGCUUCACCUGUCUCAGCUUCACCUGUCUCAGCUCACCUGUCUCCCCUCACCUGUCCAACAGCGACCACAUGUUCUGAGCCUGUCCUUGGUCAGGAUCUGUCUCUGACAGCAGAGACAGAUUCUGCCAGUCCAUCGUCUCUUCAGGUCCAGAUAACUUCCUGAUCUACUUUUAGCUUUUAGUUUCUUCUGUCCAGUGUUUCCUCUGACUGGUGUUUGGACAGCAGUGCUGUUGUGAGACUGGUCAGAGUGUCUGAGGGGGGGCAGGUAGUCUCAGCACCAACAUAGGGGACUCUGUUCUGGGCUCAGCUCCUGGGUUUGGAGGGCUUCUGGAUUUAAGGCGAUUAAAACACGUGAGCGCUCCCUGUUGAACGUUAACGGUCCGCGGGUCUCUGCCGGACUCUGCUCCACACGCAUCUGUUGGUGUUUUUCUGUGGAAACUGUAUCUGCAGAGUCCUGCUGGGUCCCGCUCUGAUGACUGAGUGGACCCCAGACUCUCUCUCUCUCUCUCUCUCUCUCUCUCUCUCUCUCUCUCUCUCUCUCUCCUCACCCAGUCAAUUAAAGUCAUGACGUCACGCGGUCCUCCUCCCUCCCACUCCAAAUUUCCCCGGAGGAGGAAAAGUCUUCAGAGAGGAGAGAGGGAGGACAGAGAGACGCAGAGGACGGAAAGAAGACAGACAUCAACUACAAGCAGAGGCACAUUUUUCUCCCCUUCUUCUUCUUCUUCUUCUGCUGCUGUAGUUUUCUGUCCCCUGGUGUUUUGUAGUCAUGCUGGACACGCUCACCUUCCUCCUGGAGAAGCUCUUCCUCCUCGCCCACAUCAAGCUGUCCAGCCUGCUGCCUCCUCUGGGCAAAGAGCGCGGAGACCCGCCGCUCACCAGGCGCUGUGACCGGGAUGAAUCUCCUCCGCAGCCCGCCGGAUCUCCUCAGAGGUUCCAGCGGGGAGACCUGCUGGAGGUCCCGCGGACUCUCUUCACCCACUUCGGUAUCUACCUGGGCGACAACCGGGUGGCGCAUCUCAUCCCGGACAUCCUGCCGGUGCUGACUGCCGACAGCCGCCAGAUCCAGGAGAUGGUGACCAACACGCGGCUGCUGCUCGGGGUGCUCUCCAAGCGCGCCAGCAUCCGGGUGGACUCGGUGGAGGACUUCGCGUACGGAGCCGGGAUCCUGCUCAACGCCAUGGACCGGGCGGCGCGCCGGAGCCCGCUGCCCGGAGAGGAGGUGGCCCGGCGGGCGGAGCGGCUGGUCGGCUCCGUGUCCUACAGCCUGCUGUGGAACAACUGCGAGCACUUCGUCACCUACUGCCGCUACGGAACGGCGCAGAGCCUGCAGACCGACAAGUUCUGUGAGUGGCUGAAGUCGCUGAUCCGGGACCAGCGUAACGUUGUCCUGACGGCGCUGCUGGGACUCCUGUCCAUGGUGUGUUUGGGAAUAUCCUCCAGCACCGCCCUGCCCACCCUCCUCAUCCCCUUCACCCUGUGGAUGGCCAGCUAGAAGCUCCUGGACAACAUUCACCGUCAGUGUUUACGGCCGCCAUGUUGGAAGACCGACAGACAGGAAGUAAUCAUCUGCAAAGAAGUUAAUGACUGUCGUACUACAUUUUAUUUCUAAUAACACAAUAGUGAACGUAAACACUCUAGUGGUAGUAGUUUAGAGUGAACAGAAGAAGAAGAAGCAUGAGCAACAUUAGUAACCACGAUUGAACCAAUAAAAAGACAUUUAAAUGACAUAAAAGACAAAAUCAAAGGACAAAAACAUCACCCAGUACCGCCCACACUGUUUGAUUGACAGGUGAUGUUUUUUGAGGUGAUGAGCACUUAGCAGCAAAGACAGAGACAACUUUAAAACAGUUCAGGCUUGUGGUCUUCCAACUUUAAACUGUGGUGUUAAAAAGACCAAAGAUCAUGUAAUAAUUACUGAGUUUUACUGAAGCUGCAGGUUUUGUUUAGAAGGAGUGAUUUUUCAAAAUAUAACGUGACGUUUUUUGCAUUUGUUGUCUUACAAUAUGGUGGCUUGUCACUUGUAACUACUUUCCCAACAUCACACGACACGUCUGGACACAGAAAACCACAGAGUUGGAGUGAACGGUGUUGAAGUGUCCCUUCAGAUGGGACUCAUGUUAUAAUAUUUCAUAUUUUUUCUCUAAUUGAACACACACAAUGUGUUUAAAGAAGACACAGGCAAACUUUCGCAUCACAGCUAGAUUUGGUCCUGAUUGGCUGUCCAGUCCGUCCAAUCGGGCCCGUUUAUAUCAUUUAAAGCUUCCGUUAGGUGAGCUGAUGCUGUCAGCCAAUCAGGCGCCAAUAUUGCAUCUUCAUCGUGUUCAGUUCAGAUUUUAAAGGAUCAAUUUGGUGUUAUUCUAUAUUUACUUUGUCAUCCAAUCCCACGUGCAGAUCCAAACCCACAACGUGUCGGUGCGUCUCUCAACACCGUCUGACUUCCUGUCUGCGGCUCUCAGCUCCGAGCCCAUUGGUUCCUGCUGAAGACGUAAGUCUUUAAAAACACCUCACAGAUAUUUAGUUUCCUGUUUAAAAGGCUUUCAGUAGUUUGCUCAAACAGUUUCUAUGCUAACGCAGUGCAUCUGUUAGUUACUUCUAUCGGAUGAAUCCACAUGUGGUGCAGUGUUUGGGAAAGCAGGGCAUGUGUUGGGGAGUCAGAAUACAGUGUGUGUGUGUUGCGGAUGAAGGAACAACAGUAGUGACUCGCUGAUGUGUUUUUAACAGUUUCUGGACAACGACGGAGGAAGAAGAUGCAUCAGGCUGUGAUUCACACACACCUGAUGUUAGCAGAGACGUUCACUGCUGUUUGAGUCUGAACGUGAGAUUUGAUGACAAAGAGAACAAUAUAGAAUAUCUCCAGACUUAUACUUUAACUAAAUCAUAUUUAUUUGCAGAAAUAAUGAAGAACCAGAGUGUACUGUAUAUGAACUGUAUAUGUUUUGGGUCUCGGACACAUUAAACGAUGAACAUUUAUUUACCCUGAAAUGUUCACUUUGCAGCCAGUGUCCUGUGAAAACCUCUUAUCUCCAGAAAGUCAACUUCUCUCUUUUUCAGUUUAUUUGGAGAAGAUUGAACAUUUGGACUCUUAAAGGACCCCGAAGCUGAAAAAGUUAAAAUGAUGAAACAACCCAGAUUGAAGAAAAUAGCUCAAGUUCAACUUACUAGCUUUUUCCAGAGCUUUUAACCGCGUCUCACGGUCUUGAAAGCCCUGGAAAAAAACUUGUAUAUUACUGUUUCAAGGUCAAGAAUAAACACACAACAGUGUUUACACAUUAACACUGAGAAACUCUGACUCUGUGGCGGCCAUCUUGACUGUACUAAAGCACAUGAGACACUUGAGUAACAGCAGGAAGUUUCCUUCCCCCGACCCCUCUGCAGCCCGGCGAAGCUCUUCUGUAAAUACCUGUAGAUAUCCGCGACCUGAUUGUUCUCUAACAGUCACAAACUUUUGUACAGAAUUUAUUUUUUAUGACGCUGUAACACUUUAUACUGUGUUUUUGUAUGUAAAUAAAGGAAGUGGAAUUAGA